UCUUUUUCUUUUUUUUUUUUUUUUUUUUUUUUUUUUUUUUUGCGUAACAGGACGAGCGAUCAUCCGCGGCGCUGCAUCGGAGCUUUCAUGGCCGCGACUCUCACGAUGAGCAGCGGCGGCGGCGGGCAGGAGGAUCCCUUCUAUCCGCUGCAGAAGGCGCCUCUGCCCGCUGGUUUCCCUCUGGAGGAGUCGGCGUUGUUCGGCUUGGACUGCAAGAUCACAGAAACAGACAAGGCUGGACAAAAUGACUACACACAGGCAAAGUGUGAGAUGGACCGGUAUCUCUCCCCUCAGCCUCUUCCCCUUCCACCUGCUGCGGACAGCCAACAGAAGUCCCACAGAGAGUCUGCGGUGGAUCAGUUCUUCACUGACGACCACACCGGGGCUCCUUACACCCUCAACAUGAAUCUUUACCUCCCCGACGUCGCCUACCUGAGGAUGGGCUUGUGUCAGCAGGCGCGGCCCCCUCAGCACCAGAACCACACAGGUCUCAUCCAAGUCAAGACAGAACCUGCCGCACCAUGUUUCUCCCCUAACCUCCAGCAGCACUGCCCCAACACUACACCCACGAGUAGCUGUGGCACCUCCGGGCAUGCCUGUGGCGGUAUUGCCAUGGAAACCUCAACCAUAAACAUGACGUUAGCAGGGUUACCGGACUUCACCAGUGUUUUCAACCAGUCGGGAGGCGGUCGAGAUUCAUUGCCAGAAGUCUUUGUCAAACAGGAAAUGUCAUCACAGUUCGAGCAGCAUGGUCUACACCACCAUGACAACAGCGGCUCACUGUUUCAGCUCCUAAACUCCGGCUUGGACCAUCACCAUGGCAAUGGUAUGGACGCCCAGCAUCAGCAUCAUCACCAUCAUCAUCAGCAACAGCAGAUACAGCACACUUCCACUUCCACAAUCCACACACCCUUCCACGAUUUGCCAGUAGACUCGUCUGCGUCUCAGCAAGAUCAGACUGCUAAGCCUGUGUACUGUGGUCUGGGUGGUGGGGCGUACACACAUCCUCACGCUCAGUCACACCCACACUUCCUCCCGCAGCCCUACCUGCCGCCCUCUCCGCCAAGCUCGCAGCCCGGUAGCCCUGACAGGCAGAAGGAGCUGCUCCAAACCAUGUCUCCUCCUCCCUCGUACGCAGCCACCAUCGCCUCCAAGCUAGCAGGCAGCACCCCUGGACUCGGCCCCGGCCCUGUAUCAGGCAGCUUAGCCCUUCCCCACACUUCAGGUCCCACGCCGCUCCAAGGCCAAGCCACAGGCCUUCCCCAAGCCCCGGCAACAACCCCAGCCCCAACCCCAUCUCAGACCACAGUGCCUGCCCGCUACAACCGGAGGAACAACCCAGACCUGGAGAAACGACGGAUCCACCACUGUGAUUAUCCAGGCUGCAAGAAGGUCUACACCAAGUCAUCUCAUCUGAAAGCCCACCUCAGGACUCACACGGGUGAGAAGCCGUACAGGUGCACAUGGGACAGCUGCGACUGGCGUUUCGCCCGCUCGGACGAGCUGACGCGUCACUACCGGAAGCACACGGGCGCCAAACCCUUCCAGUGCGCCGUCUGCUCACGCUCCUUUUCCCGAUCCGACCACCUCGCCCUGCACAUGAAGAGACACCAGAACUAGCAGCAGCCACACGGACGCAAACAUACACACAUGCACACACACACACACACACACUACAAACACACAAGCUAUCUUGCUCAACUAUCUCAACGACACACAUAAAGCACUCACUCCAUCUCCCGCAAUGUUACGAGCCGCCCGAUGCAGAGAGGCGGCUCCCACUGACACCACGGCUCCUCCCGGUGCUGCUAUCACGUGCUCAGAUGGUACAAUAGCCUAACAAACGUGUUGCUCUUAAGCCAGAGUGGAACAAUUUGGAGGUUGUAAAGUAGAAACAUAAAGGCCAGAUGAAGCUCCUGGUCCUUUAACCUCCAGAUAUACUCGGUAUAGACUUGCUUUCUUUGAGAAAAAACAAAGAAGAAAAAUAACAAAAAGAAAACGGUAGCUCCAAAAAUGUGUUUCUAGUCCGUUUGGACUCUUUUGUGUGACUGGAAUGAAAGCACUUACCACUCAAAACUUGUACAUCUUUUUGUCUCUGUUCUAACAGAACUGGCUUCAUUAUUAUUAUUAUUUUUUUUUAUAAAGGAGAAGCUUUUGUUUGCAAAACUAGUCAAGCCAAAUCUUUGUUUACUCCUUGGUUUGUUAGUUUGUUUAUAUAACUGGAAUAUCCAGAUAUGAGGUUUUUUUUUUUUUUUUUUUUUUACCAAAUCCUUUGGUUUGCACUAGAAUUGGUAAUCUUGUCUGAGCCUCUUUGGCCCAAUGCAUCUUAUUCACCACUGGAACGAUUGUUAUCACUACUGGACUGAAUUUCUGUGAACACCACACAAAUCAUUGCUGUUCAGAUAUUAAAAAUUGAAGGCAUUUAUACUCUGGAGAGAGGGGAGAUAGUGCAGGAAAAAAAAAAGGGAGGGAAGGAAGGAGGGGUGGAGAUAGAGAGAUAGAAAGAUUUUUGAUUUUAGAGAGAGGAGGACGACUGAGAAACAGAGGUGGACGGUUGCUAAAGAGCAGCAAUUAGGUGAUUAAUUAUUCAGUUUGUCUUUCAGUGGAUUUCCAACUAGAGAAACGUAAGCAGAAGCUUUAGACGUAUGUUAGAUUUAAAACAGAAAUGACUGCAUUUAAUGCAGGUUAAGCGUCUUCAAACUACAAUUUCUGUGCAUCUGUCUCAUCCAGUUUUCUUUCAAAUUUUGAACCAUGCAUCAUCUCCAUCACCAACACCUUAUUAAGUGCCUCCUUCUCUGGUUUAUGUGACAGUCCUUUAAACACACAUGGUGCUGUUUUUAUGUUUGAAUCUAUUUAAUCUCUUGAUUCUUGUAAAUGACAAGGUUACCCAUCAUCCAUUGUAACAGCUCUGCUCAGGCCACUUCGCGGACAUCCUGACAUCAUCUUUUUUUUUU
Thunnus maccoyii (southern bluefin tuna) is the source of this 2954-nucleotide messenger RNA. It is a transcript of the gene klf5a, whose product is annotated as Kruppel-like factor 5a. The transcript is spliced from 4 exons. The coding region runs from base 88 to 1620 and encodes 510 amino acids. Lineage: Eukaryota; Metazoa; Chordata; Actinopteri; Scombriformes; Scombridae. Gene Ontology annotation, molecular function: RNA polymerase II cis-regulatory region sequence-specific DNA binding; DNA-binding transcription factor activity, RNA polymerase II-specific. The record is from RefSeq and is a predicted model, not a curated record. Gene Ontology annotation, biological process: regulation of transcription by RNA polymerase II.